AUGGAAAAUAAGAACCUUGGGUUACAAGAAUGUGUGCAACUGGUAAAAUCUUGCAAGACUGUACACGAAGAAGCUGAGCGAGUCUAUCUAACAGUGCGUAACUCCGGCCAUCUCUCCAGUCCCGAUGGGACGUUCCUCUCCAAUUUGUUACUCCAUAUGUUUGUGAGCUGCGGGAGCCUCCACCGUGCCCACCACAUCUUUGACACCACGCAUCCAAAGACUGCUUUCACUUGGGUCCUGUUGAUCAAUGGCUAUGCGCGAAGCGGACGCGUCGAUAGCGCGAAAGAGCUCUUUGAUCGGAUCCCUCACAGGAACCUUGUGGCUUGGAAUUCCAUGCUCUCGGCAUAUGCCCAAAACGGGUAUGUUAGAGAUGCCACGGAGAUAUUCCACCAGAUGCCCGAGUGGAGUGUCAUCCCGUGGACUGAAAUCCUAGCUGCGUUUUCCCGAGACGGGAACACCCGCGAAGCCAGGUAUUGGUUUGAAACUGCUGUGGAGAGAGACAUUGUUUGCUGGAACGCGCUUCUUUCGGCAUUUGCCUUGAAAGGACAACUUGAAGAGGCCAAACGAGUGUUUUACGCCAUGCCACAGUGGAACUAUUUCUCCUGGAAUUUGAUGCUCAGUGCGUACGUGAAGAACAAUCUUAUUCAUGAUGCACUGGAGCUUUUCCUUCGUUUGGAUGAGCAAGACACUGUCACUAGAAACACCAUGCUUUCAGGAUUUGGACAAAGUGGUGAUAUUGAUCGAGCUAAGAAACUGUUUGAUCAAAUGCCCGAGUGGAGUUUAGUGUCGUGGAAUUCCAUGCUCGCUGCUUAUGCCCACGUUGGAGAUUUGAGCUCCACUUUAAAAGUGUUUGAAACUAUGAACUGUCGAGAUCUCUUUUCAUGGACUACACUUCUGGCUGCGUGGUCACAAACCUGGAACUUGGAAGAAUCUAAGAAGAUCUUUGACGCCAUGCCCGAAAGAAACUUGGUCUCUUGGAAUACACUCUUGUACGCGUAUGCCCAUUUUGGGCAUAUCUAUGAAAUGGAGGCUUUCCUGAGCGAAAUGCCAGAAAAAUCUUUAGUUUCAUGGAACAUUCUUCUUGCUGGUUACGGCCAGCGCAAGGAAUUCAAAGCUGCCAGCAGCGUUUUUAACAACAUGGUCCAAAGAGAUAGCAUCUCAUGGAAUCAGAUGCUAGGAGCAUUUGCACAAAAAGGAUAUCUACUUGAGGCUGUCCGGUUUCUAGAUCGGAUGCCCAAACUGGGCAUGGCUUCUUGGAACACUUUGUUGGUAGCAUUUGCACACAAUGGCCACCACUGCACUGCUUUAGAUCUCUUCUCCGUUAUGCUUCUAAAUGGUUUUGAAGUGGAUGAGAUUUCUCUCAUUUGCGUGCUAAUUGCAUGCAGUCGUGCCGGACGUUCCCAAAGAGCAAGAGUGUUCUUCCACUCGAUCCAAACGGACUUUUGCUUUGCUCUAACGAGGCAGAUCUUCAGCUGCAUGGUUGAUCUUCUUGGACGAGCUGGGCGCUUGAGAGACGCCGAGGAUCUCGUCCAGCAUAUGCCUUUCCAGCCUGAAGUCACCGAUUGGAGAUGCAUUCUAAGUGCUUGUAAAAGCCACAAGGACGAUCAGUCGACAGCUCGAGCCGUAGAGAGAGUUCUUGGAUUAGAUCCUGUCAAUAAUGCCGCGUUUGUGCUCCUCUCAAAUUCAAAGAUAAGAGAAAAUCUCUGUUAA
Selaginella moellendorffii is the source of this 1710-nucleotide messenger RNA. RefSeq names its product pentatricopeptide repeat-containing protein At4g02750-like. Gene Ontology annotation, molecular function: protein binding; RNA binding. Gene Ontology annotation, biological process: RNA modification. NCBI's taxonomy places the organism in Eukaryota, Viridiplantae, Streptophyta, Lycopodiopsida, Selaginellales, Selaginellaceae. The transcript has a single exon. The coding region runs from base 1 to 1710 and encodes 569 amino acids. The record is from RefSeq and is a predicted model, not a curated record.